AUGGGAGUUAUGAACCUUAAUGAAGAAGUGGAAAAUAUGCUCUACUAUGCUGGGUCGAGCAAAGCUGUCAGAAUGUCCACUAAAGGCCGCUCGACCAAGCGAGCUUCAGGGCAAGUAUUAAAAUUAAUUUAUAAUCAAAGUCAUCAUAAUCAUCUACUCAAUAUUUCCGAUGUCUAUGGUUUGGAGAGGGAAAGAAAUGAUCCGGUCCAAUCCCACGAAGAACCAACCAACAACAACAACGAAGUUGAAAGGGAAAGAGAUGAUCCCCAUGCAACUCAAUCCACGAAUCGAAUUCUGAAGAAAAGAGGAGGAUGGAUAUGCGCAAAUGUCUUGUUAGUAAACCAAGCAUUAGUAACACUAGCAUAUUUUGGAGUGAGUAUAAAUUUAGUAUUAUUCCUCACAAGAGUAUUGAAAAAAGAGAAUGCUAUUGCUCUCAAUCAAGUUAGCAUUUGGACUGGCAUUGUCUAUUUGUUUUCCUUUUUUGCUGCCUUUAUUAGUGAUUCUUACCUGGGUCGUUUCCGCACUUUUUUUAUUUCCCAACUCAUAUUAAUCCCGGGUUUGAUAUUACUUUCAAUAACGUCAUGGAAAUUAAUGUUGAAACCAAAAGGUUGUGGUGAUGGUAACUUGGAAUGUCAAGAAGUAUCCGGAUCUAUUCAAAAUAUAUUCUUUCUAGCAAUAUUUAUGGUGGCAUUAGGAUAUGGAGGGCAUCAACCAACAUGUGUAACAUUUGGGGCAGACCAAUUUGAUGAUACUACCCAAACAGGCUUAUAUGCAAGAUCAAAAUUUUUUUCCUUUUUUUAUGUUGCACUUAACCUUGGCUCUGUAUUAUCCAACUCUUUAUUAGUGUAUUAUGAAGACAAAGGAUAUUGGACUCUUGGGUUUUUAUUGUCAACCAUUGCUGCAUUAUUAGGGCUUGCAUUGUUUUUAGUUAUAUUGAAGUGGUAUCGGGUGAUCAAGCCGCAUGGUAAUCCUAUUCCGCGCAUUUUACAAGUGUUUUGGGCUAUGUUUAAGAAGUGGGAUGUGCAAGUUGGUGCUCCGAGUGAGUUAUAUGAAGUUCAAGGGUCUGAAUCUGCUAUCAAGGGAAGUAGAAAGAUUGUUCACUCUGAAAAUUUUAAGUUUUUGGACAAAGCAGCAACACUAACAAGCAAAGAUAGAGUAGAUCCUUGUAAUCCAUGGCGUACGUGCAGCGUGACACAAGUAGAGGAAGCCAAAUGUGUGCUUAAUUUCAUUCCUCUUUGGGUUUGUACUAUAAUGUACUCAGUCAUCUUCACUCAAAUGGCGUCUAUGUUCGUCGAGCAAGGCGAUGUUAUGGACACACGUAUAUUUGGAAAAUUCGAGAUCCCUGCAGCAAGUAUGUCUUUGUUCGACAUCUUAAGUGUGGUCGUUACCACGGUUAUAUAUAAUCAUAUCCUUAUCCCUAUGCUUAAAAAACUACGUAAAUAUUCUAAAGGUUUAAGUGAACUUGAACGAAUGGGAAUUGGACUAAUAAUUGGUAUACUAGCUAUGGCUGCAGCCGGAAUUACAGAAAUCCAACGACUUAAAAAAGUGUUACCAAAUAAGAAAAGUAGUAUGUUGAGCGUGCUUUGGCAAAUGCCGCAAUACUUACUUGUGGGAACUUCUGAAGUAUUUAUGUACGUAGGGUCCUUAGAGUUUUUCAAUGGACAAGCUCCCGAUGGAAUAAAAUCUAUCGGAAGCUCGCUUGUCAUGUUGUCCAUAUCGGUUGGAAAUUUCACGAGCGUUAUUAUUGUUUUCGUGGUUAUGGGAGUGACCACUCGAGGUCAUAAACUUGGUUGGAUUCCUUCGGACUUGAAUCAAGGACAUAUUGAUCGAUUUUAUUUUCUUAUUUUGGGGUUAUCAGUCAUUAAUUUGAUCGUAUUUAGAUUCUUUGCUAGAAGAUAUAAACCAGUUAGAUUUGAGGAUAAUAGUUUUAGGCCGGAAUCUGAGCAUUUAUUUGAAAACCCUGAAAAUCAAGAAGUCACGACAAAUGUUUAG
Messenger RNA from Amaranthus tricolor (Joseph's coat), 1992 nucleotides. Its product is annotated as protein NRT1/ PTR FAMILY 7.1-like. Gene Ontology annotation, cellular component: membrane. NCBI's taxonomy places the organism in Eukaryota, Viridiplantae, Streptophyta, Magnoliopsida, Caryophyllales, Amaranthaceae. The record is from RefSeq and is a predicted model, not a curated record. The transcript is spliced from 7 exons. Bases 1 to 1992 code for a protein of 663 amino acids. Gene Ontology annotation, biological process: transmembrane transport. Gene Ontology annotation, molecular function: transmembrane transporter activity.